AACACACAGCCACACAAUGCAGUAACAAUAUUGAGGAACGUCAGUUCGCCUUGGUUCGUUUAUCGGUCCCAUUUUAUCAGUUUAGAGUCUUCUUUGAUUAUUUUUUCUACUGGCUUAAGUCCAGUGGUAUCACCUAUCUGUGUUGUUACAUGUUUUAAUACGAUUCAAUUGAAAAGUUCUCUGAAUAAGAUGUAGUGUGGAUUGUAGCAUAGCAGUAGUCUGCGUAGCAAGUACCUAUCUAAGUACAUCAGUGAGCUCUCAGCUCUUCGUUAAAGCGGAACGUACCGCUUGAUGUGGCAAGGUUUAGUUGUGAUUAAUCCAACCAGCCCAGUCUAGAUAUCGUAACAAUUAGCUAAGUCUUUCGAGAGUUGAGGAGCCAACUAAACUUUAUCAUGGAGAUGAAAACGAUCUUGAAAAAGCGUCCCUCUGAGCCUGAGAUUUCUUUAGACAAAGAAGAUCAGAAUGGGCAUCAAGUAGAGUCGCCCCAGUUUUUGAAGCCUGGUUCCAAAAUCCGUCCAAUAGUAAGCGAAGAGGAUGUUCGGAAACUGGUGGAACGGCUUUACGGAAUAAUAGUGCUGGAAAUGUGUGAACUGGACUCUUACGAUGAUAAAAAUUAUCUAAUUCAAGCAGACAGUCUCAUCAAAAAUCCCAUCCUCAAAACCAUCAGCCCAAAUGGAUACGUGCUGAAGAUCGCCAAUUCGCUAGAUUCCCAGGAUGAAAGCUUUUUCGAUGGCCAGACGCAGAUUAUGCUACACCUGAACAGUCGAAAAAUACGGUGCCCUGUGCCGAAACAGAACAUUUUUGCCAAAUAUCAUUCGCUUGAAACGCUUGGGGAAGGCAAGCACAUCGUACGCCUGCUGGAGUUCGUUCCAGGGAAGGUGUUUCACGGAGUGCCACAUCCUGAUCGAUUGUUCUACGAAGCCGGGAUGUACAUUGCCAGGAUAGAUGCAGCGCUGAAAAGUAUAACUUGUGAACAUGUUCGCAACCGGCAGUCUAUCUGGAUGUUGGACAACUUUAUGCAGCUGAAAAAUUUCGUAUACGUGAUAAAAGACGAACAACAUAAGGACAUUAUUGAGCAAGUUAUGCAGGCAUAUGAGAAACGAGUUUUACCGAAUUUGGAUCAAUUUGAAAAAGGAUUGAUUUACGGAGAUUUCAACGAACACAACAUUAUUGUCAGUCGAAAGGAAGAUAACUCCAAGGAGUACGAAAUUAAUGGCAUUAUUGAUUUUGGUGAUGUUUGUUACUCGCGGUUUGUUUUCGAGCUUGCGAUUGCGAUGACUUAUAUGAUGUUAGAAUCGGGUGAUUUGGAUACGGGGGGUUUGGUAAUGGCGGGCUAUGAAAUGCUGCGUAUGAUUCCCGAUCACGAGAAGCAAAUUUUAAGAAUCGCCAUAUCUGCUCGAUUAUGCCAGAGUUUAGUCAUGGGCCUGUACACUUCAUCGCUUGACACUGAUAAUCAAUACAUUCUAACUUCACAAAUUCGCGGAUGGAACCUUCUGGAAGCAUUGUGGGCUGAAAAAGACAAAGAUAUUCUGGAACGUUGGCAGAAGAUUGCCGAAAAGUAUCUUACUAAAAGUGAUAAGUAAGAGACUUUAUUGAACAAGCACAGAUUUCCAUAUCACAUAAUUAAACCAAUAUGCCUUUAAAUAGAAAGCAAUUUAUAACAGUAGUGUGGUUUUAAAAUCGAUGCAUCAAAAUCUAGUGAUAGACUGUAGGUCAAUUUAGAAGCCAUAUUUUGGCAGCUGUAUGAAUAAAUGCCUUAUUGAUAUUUGUUUUACAUUUAUUUGUUGUAAUGUAGUAUUCAUUUAUCAAUAAAAAUGAUACGUUUAAA
Molecule: messenger RNA, 1828 nt
Organism: Uranotaenia lowii
Lineage: Eukaryota; Metazoa; Arthropoda; Insecta; Diptera; Culicidae
Product: hydroxylysine kinase
Exons: 2
Coding region: 393-1583 (396 amino acids)
Molecular function (GO): amino acid kinase activity
Source: RefSeq, a predicted model, not a curated record